AUGUUUCUAUCAGAUAGUAAAUGUCAUUUCAUUGGUUAUGAUGGAAAAACUAUUCAUAAAGUUUAUUUACUUAGCACAGAAGUGGUUAGUUCAAGUGCAUUAAUAACUAAAGCAAUAAAUUCGACUGAACCAGUGAAUAUUGGCGAUGAUACACUUGUUGAAUUUAGCAGAAAUAACCAGCCAUUUACAGCUCAUGGAACUGGGAUGCCUGCUUCAUCAAUAUCGAAUUCAACAGAUUCACGGCUAUUCAUUUUUACUACUCCAGUCAAUGCAAGUGUUGGUGAUUGGACCUAUGUCGCUGAUCAAACUAUAAUAGGGGUGGAGUGGAUAAAAAUGUAUAUAAAUGAUCUUCCACAUCAUGUUUUAUAUAAUAUAUGUAAAUAUUUAUCUUUCAUUGAUAUUAUAAACUUAUCAAAAACAUGCAAACAAUUAUAUAUUUUAAUCGAAAAAGAUAAUUAUUUUUGGAUGAUAUUAAUUCAAAAUCAUUUUGGAUCGAAAUUAUAUCAACGUUAUGUUAAUGAAAUAUUUCAAAACAAGAAAAAUUCCAAUUAUGUUUUAUAUCGUACAGAAAAAGAUAUACGAAAAUUUGAAAAAUAUUUUCGAAGAUAUUUAGAGUUCCAAAUGUGUAAUAUUUGGUUAUUGAAUGUAUUAAAUAGUAAAGAUAAUAGUGAUGGUUAUAUAGCUCAUAAAAGUAUAGUUAAACAAAAACAACGUCCACGCACAAAUGAAUUAAAAAUGUCAUUAACAAUUGAAGAAUUAUUUGAAUCUUAUUUCAAUAAAAAUAAAUAUUUAAAUAAAGAAAAUAUUCUACAAAUAUCAAUGUAUAAAUUAAUUUAUUUUUAUUUAAUUGAAUCUAAACGUUUAUUAGGUGUUGAUUUAUUUGUAAUAGAUCUAUCUUGUACACGAAAUCAUAUACAUUGUCCCGUCCAAAAAUAUCUCAAUCAUGUAUAUGAUUCAAAUAGUUUAACAGGUCGAUGUGUCCGCUUAUAUUCAUUUCGAUCGAUGUAUCUAGCUGGUAUAAAAGGAAAAUUUAAAUCAAUAUUACCUGGAAUCUAUGAAAUUAUAUGUCGUAUUAAAUUGAAUAAGACCAAUGAAUAUUUCACAUAUUAUAAUGAACGUUGUAGUAGAAAUCAUGCAGUAGAAAAAAAUGUGGAAGGUUAUUUUUAUGCAUUAGCUGAUCAUGGUCUUGAUUGUGAAUGCGAUGGGAAAAAAAUGAAUUUUGAUUGGUUUGAAUCAAACUAUUUAUUACAUGGUAAUACUAAUUGGUUUAAUGAAACGAUGGGUAAAAUAAAAAUAUUCGAAUUAUCGGAUAUUUAUUUUGGAUUUCGAAUUAAUUUAUACUAUGGUUAUGGCAAUAUUUUGUUUGACUACAUACAAUUAAAUAUUAUUGAAUAA
This is a messenger RNA of Rotaria sp. Silwood1, 1395 nucleotides long. NCBI's taxonomy places the organism in Eukaryota, Metazoa, Rotifera, Eurotatoria, Philodinida, Philodinidae. The record is from the annotation of a GenBank genome assembly.